This is a messenger RNA of Raphanus sativus (radish), 2660 nucleotides long. Its product is annotated as probable L-type lectin-domain containing receptor kinase I.6. Gene Ontology annotation, biological process: protein phosphorylation. The transcript is spliced from 2 exons. Lineage: Eukaryota; Viridiplantae; Streptophyta; Magnoliopsida; Brassicales; Brassicaceae. Gene Ontology annotation, molecular function: protein kinase activity; ATP binding; carbohydrate binding. The record is from RefSeq and is a predicted model, not a curated record. Gene Ontology annotation, cellular component: plasma membrane. The coding region runs from base 181 to 2421 and encodes 746 amino acids.
ACCGAUCAAUCUCUGCCAUUCAAAUCAGUCCGAGAUGAUGUAACAGUUUGCUUCCACGCAUGGGACUGCGCUAGUUUCCACUCAACUAGACUUCAUUGUGCGUACCUGGUGGGGGGAAGGAAUCUUCGCUUAGGUCUUUUUGCUUCAAAAUCUUAAAAUGCUCUACCCUUUGACUAUACCAUGUUGAACAAUUCCUUAGUUAGAAUAGUCGUGACUCGUGAGUCUGAUAGAAUUUCCCCAGUUUUAUGGACCUGCACCGGCCUAUAUAUAUAUGGUUGUUCUUCUCCGAAAAAUUUAGCUAAUGAGGUGCACCAAUCCUGUCGUUUUGAACUGCUUCCACGUGAAAUUCAGAACACAAGAUUCGUUCAAGAUAGUACAGAUUCUCUGUUUUUGUCACAUAUGCCUCACGUAUUGCCUAUGAUAUGGAUGAUCCUUUGUGUUCAUCUUAUCUGCAUCUCAAGCCAACCGGAGACAGAUUUUAUCUACAAUGGUUUUCACCAAGCAGACCUUUAUACCGAUGGGGUUGCCAAAGUUCUUCCAGAAGGACAGUUGCGGUUAACCAACGGAUCCGGACAGAGCAUGGGUCAUGCUUUCUACAAGAAACCGUUCGAGUUCACUUCACCCGAGUCACUGUCUUUCUCAACACAUUUCGUGUGUGCUCUGGUUCCUAAGCCAGGAUCUGGCGGUCACGGUAUCGCCUUUGUUUUAUCUGCCUCCACUGAUCUCUCGCAUGCAGACGUGACGCAGUACUUGGGACUUUUCAACAUCUCGACUAAUGUAAACUCCUCUUCUUCUUCUCACCUAGUUGCUGUUGAGCUAGACACUGCCCUCAGCGCUGAGUUCGACGACAAAGAUGCUAAUCACGUUGGUAUCAAUGUCAACAACCUUACCUCUGUCGAAUCUGCAUCCGCUGCUUACUUCUCCGAUAUUAAAGGUAAGAACGAAACCAUGGAGCUCUCCAGUGGAGACCCUAUUCAAGUCUGGGUGGACUACAUAGGAAACGUGCUUAAUGUUACGAUGGCACCUCUUAAGAAUAAUCAGAAGAAGCCAAGUCAGCCUCUUCUAUCAACCUCUAUCAACCUCUCCGAAAUUUUCCCGGAUAGAAAGAUAUUCAUUGGCUUCUCUGGAGCCACAGGAACACUGAGAAGCUACCAAUACAUACUAGGAUGGAGCUUCAGUAGUGGAAACGGUGCGUCACUGGAGCCCCUGGACGCCACUAAACUUCCUAGAGUUCCUACUCAUAAAUGUGGAACCUGGAGACCAUCGACGCUGCUGAUUAUCCUCUUGGUGUUACUGGCAGUCAUAGUUUUGGCUGUUCUCGUAGCAGCUUUUGUCUACAGGAGAAGGAAAUACGCUGAAGUAAGAGAGGAGUGGGAAGAAGAAUACGGUCCGCACCGGUUUUGCUAUAAAACUCUGUACAAUGCGACCAAAGGGUUUCACGAGGGUGGACUCCUCGGGAAAGGAGGUUUCGGAGAAGUGUACAGAGGAACUCUUCCUUGCGAUGGACUGAUAGCUGUGAAAAGAGUGUCCCACCGCGACGAAGGCGAAGGGAUGAAGCAGUUCGUGGCUGAGAUCGUGAGCAUGGGUAACUUGAAGCACAAGAAUAUCGUCCCGCUUCUCGGCUACUGCAGAAGAAAAGGUGAGUUGCUUCUUGUGUCUGAAUACAUGCCCAACGGUAGUCUCGACCAGUACUUAUUCCACGACGAUAAACCGCCUUUUUCGUGGCGCCGAAGACUUAAAAUAAUCAAGGACGUAGCUUCGGCUCUCGGUUACAUGCAUGCAGGAGCACCCCAAGCUGUUCUCCACCGGGAUGUCAAGGCUUCCAACGUUAUGCUAGACGCUGAACUCAAGGCGAGGUUAGGGGACUUCGGCAUGGCGAGGUUUCACGAUGAUUGGGCGGACAAUGCAGCAGCUACAACCGCCGCUGUGGGGACCAUUGGAUACAUGGCACCGGAGCUUACUACAGUGAGAGCUUCCACUGCGACCGACGUUUAUAGCUUCGGUGCGUUUUUACUCGAGGUGACGUGUGGGAGGAGACCUGUCGACCCUGCGUUGCCUGAGGAGAAAAGGUAUUUAGUUAAGUGGGUCUGCCAAUGCUGGGAAACGGCUUCUUUGUUCGGAGCUAGGGAUGUUAGAAUGAGCGGUGAGAUCUCGUCCGAGGAAGUGGAAAUGGCGUUGAAAGUUGGGUUGCUUUGCACGAAUGCUCUGGCGGAGAUGAGACCUUCGAUGGAAGAAGUUGUGCAGUACUUGAAUGGAAGCCUAAAGCUGCCUGAUAUCUCCCUAAGCUCUCCUGGUAUUGGUUCUAAGUUACUCCUUGCUUCUCACGCUACCAACACCUUCUCCGCGUCGUUUUACUCUUCUUCCUCUGGCGACGACUCUAGAUUCGUCACUCACUCAAUUCUCCUUGGCCACGGACGGUAAACUUUUGAUAAAUUUUUCUUCUUUAAGCUUCGUUUUUAUUUUUUUAUUUUGGAAUGAAGAAAACCUUGUUAGGCUUGUGUGGGUAUUGUGAAAACUGUUUUUAUAUUUCACAAAAAAUAACAAGCAUUGAAAAGAUAUGUUUGGAGUCUUUUGUAGAAAUGCGUUUAGGCUUUAUAUUUUUUUGUGUCUGCGUUCCCCUUCUGUUAUUGCAUUUUCCUGCAAAGGUUUCGGUACAGAUA